This is a messenger RNA of Dromiciops gliroides (monito del monte), 2674 nucleotides long. It is a transcript of the gene SYNC, whose product is annotated as syncoilin, intermediate filament protein. The coding region runs from base 154 to 1671 and encodes 505 amino acids. Gene Ontology annotation, biological process: intermediate filament-based process. NCBI's taxonomy places the organism in Eukaryota, Metazoa, Chordata, Mammalia, Microbiotheria, Microbiotheriidae. Gene Ontology annotation, cellular component: neuromuscular junction; cytosol; sarcolemma. The transcript has 5 exons. The record is from RefSeq and is a predicted model, not a curated record.
GAGAGCUAAGUGGGCGCGCCGCCGGGGGAGGGGAGCACGGGAGGGAUCCGGUGUCUUGGGCUGCAAGCUGGUAUUGCAGCUGGCGGCGAGGCGAGGCACUGGCCGGGAUAUUAAUAACCCGGGGCUGCAGCUUUCCAUGAGACCCUCCCAGCCAUGGCCAGCGCGGAGGAGCCCCGGGAGGGCGGCCCCUGCGGGGAAGGAGCCGGAGCCGGAGCCGGAGACGCUGGGUUGGAGAGAGAUUCAGGGGCAGAGGACAAUGCUUCACUCCAAGAGAAGAAAUCUGAAGAGGACCCGAACCCAGAGAUGACUCUGUCCCUACAGGGGGAUAUUGAUCUAGAGGACAUUCUCUACCUCGGAGUCACAGAUGAUGCGGGUGAUAUACUGUAUGUAGAAGAGACACUGAACUCAGAAGAGGAAGCUGACCCAGAGGAGCCGCUGUGUGUAAGGGAAGCAGACAACCCAGAGGAGAUGCUGUAUGUGAGGGAAGCAGACAACCCAGAAGAAGAGACGGUCAUCCCAGAGGAGACACUGAAUGUGAAGGAGACAGUCACCCCAGAAACACUGAACCAAGAGGAGACAGUUACUACAGAGGAGGCACUGCAGGUGACAGAGAGAGUUGACCCAGAGGAGAUACCAAAUCCAGAGGAGACAGACUCUAAAGGGGAGAAAGCCAGCUCCGAGGGAAACCUUGCCUCCCAGGAGAGCCUCAGGAUUGAGGACAGCCUGAGUCCAGAGGAACUGGAGCUUCUGGAAGGUCGUUUCCAGCAGUGCAUUGAAGCCGUAGCCCAGUUGGAGGAGGAACGGGACCGUCUUAUCCAUGAGCUAGUGCUGCUUCGAGAGCCAGUUCUAGAGGAGGUGCAGAAGGUCCACCAGGACAUCCUGGUGGCCUACAAGCUCCAUGCCCAAGGGGAGCUGGAGUGUGAUGGGCUCAGGGAGGAGAUCCGGGUGGUGAAGCAAAAGCUGUUCAAAGUGACAAAAGAGUGUGUGGCCUACCAGUACCAGCUGGAGUGCCGGCAGCAGGAGGUUGCCCAGUUUGCCGCCUGCCAGGAGGAGCUCACCGCUCGCGUCGCUCAACUAUCUGAGGAGCUGGCCCAACUCAAAGACACGUGUGAGAAGCAGAAAGGGCAUUUUCGGCAGCAGUUAGAAGCUCCCCGGGGUCAGGGGGAUAGCCAUUUUCUACAGGAGAGCCGCAGGCUCUCUGCUGAGUUUGAGAGCUUUAUGGCGGAAAGCCGCCAGGGCCUGGAAGAAGAGUAUGAACCCCAACUGAUGCGACUCCUCGAGAGGAAAGAUGCUGGGGCAAAGGCACUACAGAAAACACAGGCCGAAAUUCAAGCGAUGAAGGAGUCCUUGAGACCGCUACAAGCAGAGGCCAGACAACUCAGUUUGCAAAACAGGAACCUGGAGGAUCAGAUCUUGCUUGUGAGACAGAAACGAGACGAGGAGGUGCAACAGUACAGGGAACAGAUGGAAGAAAUGGAAGACAGACAGAGGCAACUGAAAAGCAGGGUCCAACUCCAGCAGCAGAAGAACAGAGAGAUGGAGGAGCUAAGGAUCAGCCUCACUGAGGAGCUCUCUAUUUAUAAGGCCGCGCUACCCAAGAAGCCAGAGCAGCUCGAGACACCCACUCCUCCGGGAAGUGGAAUGGAGACAGAGUCUCAAGGAGCUGUUUAGAAAUCUAUGGCGGACUCUGUAACCCAGAAACAAAAGAUAAAACCUCUUAGUGAAGGAGCACUGAAGCCUCUUUGGACAUUUUUUUCUUUGCAGCAGAAAAGGGAAUGUGAGGGACCUGGUAAAAUGCUCUAUCCUGUGAAAGGUGUAAGCAUUGGCCCUGUCAGUUUUAAAGAGACUGGCUGCCCCUGCCAGAAGCAGAAAUACCAGGUAACCCUCAGCUUGUAGGGCAUAGAGCUUACUGCACUGAAGAGUGGAAGCACCUGCUGCCCCCUAGCAGACUUAUGUGCGUGCUACGAAAAGGACACACCAAACAGUGACCAAUGUAUGCCUUGCGGUGUUCUGGAGCAGAAAUCAUGGCCUUACUUUGAUUCAAAACUCUAAGCCUUUGUAAGGUAGAGCAAAUGUCAACAAGGCAGUCCAUUUUAAUUAAGUGGAGUUUUAAAGUUUGAUUUAUCUGUGCCACAAGUAUCUGACUUUAAAUAGAAGUUUUCUUAAAGCUAAGCGUUUACAAGGGUGCUGCAGGCUCCAGUAGCUGUUUCCUUAUUCAUAUCAAUAGUUUCCACUACACAGCACACACGUGUCAUCCUGAAAACAAGGGACCAAUCAAAAUUUUCAAACCAAAAUGGUUUAAAGCCAUUUGGACUUUCACAAUGUUUUAGCCUCAUGAAGACAGCUGUGGGCCAAGGAGAUGCCCUUGGCUAAUAAAAAAAGAGGGGGCCGGGCACUUGGAAUAUUAUCUGGUAUUAUCUGAUGUAGGAAAGUAAAAACUUCCCCAGCCUAUUCUUGCUAACCUCUAAGUACAAGUCCCAUUGGGGGAAGACAAUACAUUAAAGGAAGGGCCAACCUUUCCUUUUCCAAAUUUACAAUUUCUCUUGGAACUCCCUCUACAACAGUUACUAACAUUUUUCAAGACCCAUGUAUUUAUUUAGGGAAAGAUGAGCAAUAAACUUCGAAACAAAAAGAUGGCAACAUUUGAUCAGAAUAAUGCAGGCCCUACUGAUAC